Messenger RNA from Aspergillus nomiae NRRL 13137, 696 nucleotides. RefSeq names its product respiratory supercomplex assembly factor RCF1 (gene rcf1). The record is from RefSeq and is a predicted model, not a curated record. NCBI's taxonomy places the organism in Eukaryota, Fungi, Ascomycota, Eurotiomycetes, Eurotiales, Aspergillaceae. Gene Ontology annotation, biological process: mitochondrial respirasome assembly. The transcript has 3 exons. The coding region runs from base 151 to 696 and encodes 181 amino acids. Gene Ontology annotation, cellular component: mitochondrion.
AAGAGUGCCACUUUGAAACUCAUUCGGAGUAUCAGACUUCCAAAGCAUCACCACCUUUCCGGUUCUCCGCUUCGCAAUAUUCACAUCCUCUAAUCCCUUCUCAAAUUUGUCUUUCUCCCACGCGAUACCCUUACAUUUAAAAAGACAAAAAUGAGUAGCGACCCUGUUCCAUCUUCAUUUGAGGGCAGCCCUCAGUUCGAGGAGGAAACUUCCUUGCAGAAGUUCCGUAGACGUCUCAAGGAGGAACCCCUGAUUCCGCUUGGAUGCGCAGCUACCAGUUAUGCUCUCUACCGCGCCUACCGAUCGAUGAAGGCCGGUGACUCGGUCGAGAUGAACCGGAUGUUCCGUGCCCGUAUCUAUGCCCAGUUCUUCACCCUUAUUGCCGUCGUUGUCGGAGGCAUGUACUUCAAAACGGAGCGACAGCAGCGCAAAGAAUUCGAGCAGAUGGUGGAAGAGCGCAAGAGCCAGGAGAAGCGGGAUGCCUGGCUGCGUGAGCUGGAGAUCCGUGACAAAGAGGAUAAGGACUGGCGGCAACGUCAUGCGGCUAUGGAAACCGCGGCCGCGGAGGCAGGAAAAAAGGCUGCUUCUAAGCCUGUUGCUGAGCAUGAUGCUGCUCGCUCCGCUAUCGAGCGCUCUGAGGAGAAGUCCAUUGGUGUGUUAGAUGCAGUGAAGGAGUUGUUGUCGAGGAGGAACUAG